Panicum virgatum (switchgrass) is the source of this 1226-nucleotide messenger RNA. Its product is annotated as heavy metal-associated isoprenylated plant protein 7-like. The coding region runs from base 1 to 1011 and encodes 336 amino acids. The record is from RefSeq and is a predicted model, not a curated record. The transcript is spliced from 5 exons. Lineage: Eukaryota; Viridiplantae; Streptophyta; Magnoliopsida; Poales; Poaceae. Gene Ontology annotation, molecular function: metal ion binding.
AUGGGCAUGUUGGCGAGGAAGACGGAGGUGGGGAAGCCCAAGAAGGCGACGGUGGUGAAGCCAAAGGUUGUGGCAGUAGAAGAGAAGCCCAAGGACCGAGAGGAAAAGAAGGAGAAGGUGCUGCCACCCCCGCCAGCAGAAGAGAUGGAGAUGAGAGUCUACAUGCACUGCAAGGGAUGUGCCAAGAAGGUCAAGAAGAUCCUUAUACGCUUCGACGGAGUUGAGGAUGUGUUUGCUGACUGCAUAUCACGCAAGGUGGUGGUUAAGGGGAAAAAGGCGGCCGCCAACCCGAUGAAGGUGGUGGAGCAUGUUCAGAAAAAGACUGGCCACAUGGUUGAGCUCAUCUCCCCGAUACCACCUCCUCUGGAGGAGAAGAAAGAAGAGGAGAAAAAGGAGCCUGAGCCAGCCAAGCCGGAGGAGCCGCUGGGGAUCAUCACUGUUGUGCUCAAGAUGCACAUCCACUGCAAUGCAUGUGCUCAGUGGAUCCUGAGGAGGAUCAUCACAAUGAAAGGGGUGCAAUCUGCAGAGGUAGACCUAGAGGCAUCACAGGUGACAGUGAAGGGUGUUUUAGAGGAGGCCAAGCUGGCCCAGUACUUGUACAGGCGCACCGGUAAGCAUGUGGCCAUCAUCAAGUCCGAGCCUGCCGCUCUGCUGGAGAGCGCUGGUGGCGACGACGACAUGGCCAACGAGGAGAAUGUGGUGGAAGUCGGUGAGGGCAGCGGCAACAGCAACAGCAAUGGUGAGGAGUACACAGCGGAUAACAUGGAGAACAACACUGCGGCCAUCGCCCCGGCCAAUAUGUACAAUUACUACUACCCGCAGCAGUAUGCAUUCCCUGGGGGCUACUACCCGCAGUACUACUCACAGCCGCCGCCGCCGCCAAGUUACUUCUAUCAGGCAGCCUAUCCACCACCGUCGUACUCAUAUCCGAUGUACGCGCCGUACCACCAGCAGAUGAUGGCGCCACAGAUGUUCAGCGACGAGAACCCGAACGCAUGCUCCAUCAUGUAAAUGAUGGGGGUUCGGAGACAAUAAGAAGCGGGGGACCAGAAAGAAGGGAGCAGCAUAAUUUGAAGGUUAUCUUUGAAAAAAAAAGACCCCUUGAACGGAAGUACCAGCCUGUUUGAGGGGUUAGAUUUCCAUUUUUGUUCUUCGUUUUUCUAAGUUACAAACCCCGGCUCCUUUUUCAUCUUUCUGGAUAAAUUAAGUUUGGACUUGUCAGUUUA